Molecule: messenger RNA, 873 nt
Organism: Hordeum vulgare subsp. vulgare (domesticated barley)
Lineage: Eukaryota; Viridiplantae; Streptophyta; Magnoliopsida; Poales; Poaceae
Product: probable glutathione S-transferase GSTF1
Exons: 3
Coding region: 131-826 (231 amino acids)
Cellular component (GO): cytoplasm
Molecular function (GO): glutathione transferase activity; glutathione binding
Source: RefSeq, a predicted model, not a curated record
GCUGUGGACUGGUCAUGCUGUAUGAGAAAUCUGAUUAGCUCUCCUCUCUUCCUCUGCAACCCACCUACCUUUCUCCUUCCCUCACCUUUGAGCUCCUCUCUCAGACUCAGAGAGAUAGAGAGAGAGAGAGAUGGGCGGCGGUGCUGUGAAGGUGUACGGGGUGGGGGCGUCCCCGUUCGUCGCGACGGUGCUGCUGUGCCUGGAGGAGGUCGGCGCGGACUACGAGCUCGUCCCCCUCGACAUGGCGGCGCGUGAGCAGAGGGCCGAGCCCCACCUCUCCCGAAACCCUUUCGGCAAGAUCCCGGUGUUAGAGGACGGGGAGCUGACUCUCUUCGAAUCGCGCGCGAUUUCUCUGUACGUGCUCCGCAAGCACGGAUGGCCAGGAACCAAGCUGCAGACCGCCGAUCUCCUACGAGAAUCUUGCCUCGAAGAAUCGGCCAUGGUGGACGUGUGGACGGAGGUGGAGGCCCACCAGUACCAGCCGGCCAUUGCCAGCAUCGUCCAGCAGUGCGUCAUCCUGCCGUUCGUCGGCGGCGCGCGAGACCAGGCCGUCGUCGACGAGAACGUCGGGAAGCUGGAGAAGGUCCUCGACGUGUACGAGGCGCGGCUGUCGGCGCACGCCUACCUCGCCGGAGACUUCUUCAGCCUCGCCGACCUCGUCCACUUCGGUAUCACCUACUACCUGGUGGCCGGCACCGAGUACGCGACACUACUGGAGUCGCGCGCGAACGUGUGGGCGUGGUGGGGGCGGGUCAUGGCCCGGCCGUCGGUCAAGAAGGUGGCGCCGCUGAUCCACCUCUGGUUGAAGCCAUCUUUGUCUGCUUAAAUGGAACAUCGUACAUUUUCCGUCAUCGGAAAGUAGUGCUGCACCCA